CUCUCUCUCUCUCUCUCUCUCUCUCUCUCUGUGUGAGAUGAGCUUGAGAGAAGACAAUGGUAGGGGGUGAAAGAUGAAGAGGAGGGUUAUGUUAUAUAUGCAUCUUCCAUGGCCAGCCAUUGCGCUUACUGUGCUUUCUCACUAUCACCACAGAGGGAUUUCGUCAACAAAACCAAGUUAAAGCCAUCAGCAAGAUCCAAACCUGUACUUCUUUCUUCUAUAAGCAGCACCAGAGCCUCCUACAACACUCUGGUCUCUGAGGCUGUCAGACUUUUGGGUCCUCCAGCAAGAUUCGAAGCUUCAAAGCUGAAAGUGGUUUUCAUGGAAGAACAGUUGGCCAAGUAUUCAGGAAUUAUUCCAAGAACCUACAUCCUAUCCCACUGUGACUUCACAGCUAACUUAACCUUGACUAUCUCUAAUGUCAUCAACCUUGAUCAGUUAAAUGGGUGGUACAACAAGGAUGAUGUAGUUGCAGAAUGGAAGAAAGUGAAAGAUGAAAUGUGUCUCCAUGUCCAUUGCUAUGUUAGUGGCCCUAAUCCCCUGCUUGACCUGGCAGCAGAGUUUAGAUAUCACAUAUUCUCGAAAGAAUUGCCUUUGGUGCUUAAAGCUGUGCUGCAUGGAGAUUCAGUACUUUUCAGAGAGCAUCCUGAGCUACUGGAUGCUUUAGUUAGGGUAUAUUUCCAUUCCAGUUCGCCCAAGUACAAUCGGACUGAAUGUUGGGGACCUCUCAAGAAUGCUGCAGAGGGAAAACAAGGGGAACAUAUCCAAGGUUUAUUAAGUGCAAGGGAAGAUGGUUUGAGGGAAAAGUGGGGACGCCCAAAAUCCAUCUUCCAAGCCCUGUUUGCUUUCCUUCUUUGAAAGUGGAACUUAAGAGGCAAUUUAACCUCAAAGGGUUUUUGGAUCUUCAUGCCACAAGGACUGAAAUUAAUGUUUUGGUGGCUGAGCCAAAAGCAGGAUACAUCAUAUUCUUAACCUCUUUGGGAAAAGACAAAGGCCAAGCUCAUCUUACAUGAAGAGUGUGGGUUCAAUUGAUUCUUUUACAAUUAAUACAUGUUCAAUCAGAAAUAUUGACACAUUAUUCUUGUGUAACUGAGACCAUUUUUUAUUUUUAUUUUUUCAUUUGAUAAAUCAGAAAAUGGCUGAUGUCUUUAUUUCUA
Molecule: messenger RNA, 1157 nt
Organism: Alnus glutinosa
Lineage: Eukaryota; Viridiplantae; Streptophyta; Magnoliopsida; Fagales; Betulaceae
Product: magnesium dechelatase SGRL, chloroplastic
Exons: 5
Coding region: 109-858 (249 amino acids)
Source: RefSeq, a predicted model, not a curated record